Molecule: messenger RNA, 1709 nt
Organism: Solanum pennellii
Lineage: Eukaryota; Viridiplantae; Streptophyta; Magnoliopsida; Solanales; Solanaceae
Exons: 2
Coding region: 272-1366 (364 amino acids)
Source: RefSeq, a predicted model, not a curated record
AAUCCCAUGAAUUUUCUCUCUCUACCAUUUUCCCUUCUUUUUCGCUUUUUUACUUUCUCUCUCCUCCAAAUCCAAAAUCCCCAAAUUUUUUCUAUAUCAUUUUUCAAUGCCCGCGCUCUAAAGUGAAAUUCUCUCACAGAUCUCUCUCCUUUUUACGAGAAAACCCUAGCUUUAUCUCUCUUUCUUUCACCUUUAAGCGUCCUUUUUGUUGCCUAUUCAUUCAUACUCCCGUUUCAAUCAGUUGGGGUUUUUUUACCGAUCUGUUUAGAAAAUGGCGAAAGGGACCACAGGACGACGUAGGAAUGGUUCUCGACGAUGCAGGGCCACCCCAUACCCUUUGCCAUCUGCUGACCAUUCUGAACUUGUUCACCAAAAGAAAUGCUCUAAAAUCUUUGAGAAGAAAGACUGGGAAGAUGCAACAUGUUCUGUAUGCAUGGAAUAUCCCCAUAAUGCUGUGCUUCUCCUGUGUUCCUCUCAUGACAAAGGUUGCCGCCCCUAUAUGUGUGGAACUAGCUUGCGCUAUUCAAACUGCCUCGAUCAGUACAAGAAAGCCUACACUAAAGCAAUACUGCCAGAUAAUAAUCAACCUGUGCAGGGUGCUACUGAUCCUCCAGCUGCUGAACCAUUUUCUACUUGGCCUUCUGAGAAAAGCGAGGUCUCAGAAGUUGCUUGCCCACUAUGUAGAGGCCAGGUGAAGGGAUGGACUGUGGUUGAACCUGCAAGAGAGUAUCUAAAUUUGAAGAAGCGUAGCUGCAUGCAGGAUGAUUGCUCGUUUGUUGGAAGCUACAAGGAGAUACGAAAACAUGUUAAGGCAGAGCACCCCUGUGCUAGACCACGUGAGGUAGAUCCUCUUCUUGAACAAAAAUGGACAAGGCUUGAGAGGGAACGAGAGAGGGAUGAUGUUAUCAGCACUAUAACUUCUUCUAUGCCAGGGGCUGUGGUUUUUGGUGAUUAUGUGAUAGAAGGAAGUCAUUAUGGUUUUGAUUCAGAUGAUGAAGAGGGUUUUGAUGCGAAUGAGAUGAUGAAUGGGAAUGAAGGUUUUGGAAUGGGCAUCGAUCGCAACUUGAUGAAUGUGUUUCUGUUUUUGCAGGCUUUUGGUUCAGCAGGGAAUAUUGGGUCAAAUCGGGUUAUGAGGCGGCACGAGAGAGAGAUAAGUGACACUUUGGAUAGAGGUGCUGGUGGAGUUGACCGAAACCUCCCAAUUGGUGGUUUUGAGUACUCUGAUGAUGACAGUGAGAAUAGUGGGGGUGAUAAUGAUGAUAGUGGUAUGUCACUAGUUGGGCGGCUUCGUCGUGAAGGUAGAGUCCUCUUGGGUCGGUCUGGGAGGAGACGAAGACGUAGAGAGGCCAACGCAGGUCGGAGAUAGAUGUAAUUUGUGUAUGUUUGAAAUUGUGAAAAAAGAAAUAAUUAUAGGUCUUAGUCUAGGAUUUAACUGUGCUCUAACAUUCUCAUGCACAUCUGCCUCAGAUUGAUGUUUGAUACAUGGUAGAUUGUAGGAUGGCUCAGAAAAAUUGGCGGGCACUUGAAGAAAGUUCAGUUUCACUGUGAUUUGUAGUUUGUAAUUUCCUUUUUCUGUCUUUUGAACAUUUAUCUGUCAAUUCUUGUAUUAAUUAAUGCAAUUUCUGAUGUACAUUUUUCAUAUCUUGUUCAACAUUUCAACUUGUAUGAAUGUUAUAUUUACAUCUGGUGUUGUAAACCAGACUAGGCAA